Messenger RNA from Lingula anatina, 4326 nucleotides. RefSeq lists its product as uncharacterized. NCBI's taxonomy places the organism in Eukaryota, Metazoa, Brachiopoda, Lingulata, Lingulida, Lingulidae. The record is from RefSeq and is a predicted model, not a curated record.
UCUUGUAACCUCAUUAUUAAAGGGAUAAUAACUAUUCGUUUCGGCCAAAAAAUGAAUUUUCCUGGAGUAAACAACAAUUCUUUUUCGUAAGAAGAAUUUCGUUAGUCUUAACUGAGAUCCGGUUGCGCGCGCAGGGCACUUUAGUUUGCACGCUAGUUGAAGCAAGGAGUCUUGGUGCAAUACUCCUUGGUUGAAGGGCGAAUUUGUCUAGUGGCGCCGAUCUUUUUCACCGAAACGUGGUUUUGGGUGAUUUUUAUUGUGCACGUGGUGCAUGCUAUAUCGUUAUAGACAGUGGUCUUGCCGUUUGCAACGGUAUUUGGCGCAAUUUCAGUCAGGUUUCGUCGUCUGCUUCUGGACACGUGGUGUCAUGGCGGACGAAACUACAUGUAGUACCAUUACUAAAAAUGGACCUGAACACGUGAGUGAUGGCAGGAAGGGUAAAGGGAAGUCGGCUUCAAAAAACCCUAAGUCUGUAGAGAAAUCCUCGUCAGAGGAUAAUAUUAUGUCAUUACUUGUAUCUUUAAAAGCCUCUGUGGACGCUCAGGACGGCAGGUUAGAGAACAUCGUCAGCCGUAUUGAUAAUAUGGAGGCGCAAUAUUCUCAGUAUGACGACGAAGUUUACGUCGAUAAUGAAUGUGUUGAGCCGGAGGAGGCAGGCACAUCGGGUGAAAAAAGGAAGUUGGACUCGUAUCUUCCCGACACGGAAGACAACCUGUUUAAGCACAUGGCCAAGAAGUUUAACAUGUCGGAGGAAAUGGCCGACAACGUGGAUGAUGUGCUGGCCAAAACUGUGAACGAUCUUUUUAUGAAUGGCCUGGACGAACAACAUUUAAACGAGUUGAUAAAACAGAACCACAGGCCAGGUAACUGUGAUUACCUGCAAGUCGUGAAAACCAACCAGUUGAUAUGGGACCAGGUCCCAGGUUGGACCAAAGCAAACGAUAGGAAAAUGCAAAACAUAGCACAUACUUUGGUUAAAGGUGCAAACAUUUUAGUUAAAACUGUAAACCAGAUGGCCUUAUACGAAAGGAAUCCAGAAAAGGACACGAGUGAUCAUAUUGGCAGCAUGAUCGAAAACUGCAACGAUGUCCUAGCACUCAUGGGACAUAUGAACAGGCAGAUAAAUAUGACAAGGAAAGAUUUUUUGAAACCGCAAUUGAGCGGAGAAUAUGCUCACCUCUGCAGUCAUGAGCUGACUUACAGCCAAAAAUUUUUAUUUGGAGACGAUCUUCCCAAAAUGGCAAGGGAUAUAGAGGAUUGCUCAAAAAUCAAACAUAAAUUGUUUGACAGAUCUCUCAGAGGACGUAGAGGACGUGGUGCCAGAGGCCGUGGAUCUGUGUACAGAGGUGUUAAUCGACCUACUGGAGGGGGAAGACCCAGAGUGUGGCAGGAUGAUCCUGGAGCAGGGCCUUCUUUUGCAAAAAACUAUGUACGCAGGGGACAGAGGAAUCUGCCCAAGCAAUAAAUGAGCAUUUUAAGAUGGAAACCUUUGAGAAAACCCUACCAUUGAUAACCAAAAAUGUAAAAAUGGGGUCUGUCGAUAUCCGUCAUGCUUAUUAUUCAAUUAAACUUGCAGAUGAACAGCAAAAAUUUUUUAGAUUCCAGUGGAGGGAUAAAAUCUACCAAUAUACCUGCUUACCCAAUGGGGUCAGUGAAGGCCCGCGAUUGUUUACAAAACUUCUUAAACCAGUUUUUGGGAAACUGAGAAGUUUAGGUUAUGUUAGUUCAGGGUACAUUGAUGACAGUUUAAUAAUUGGCUGUGAUGAUUUAGAAUGUACGGAGAACUUAAAUGCAACAGUUACACUUCUGUCCAAAUUGGGUUUCAUCAUAAAUGAAGACAAAUCAGUUUUGAGACCAACAAGCAAGUUAAAAUUUUUGGGAAAUGUUAUUGAUUCUGACAAAAUGAUAGUAACACUGCCACUUGACAGGCAGGAGAAAAUAAUUUCUGCAUGCGAAGAGUUGUAUAAUGUUUCAAAGGCACCUAUUAGACAAGUGGCGAGAGUCAUUGGGUUGUUAGUAGCAAGUUUUUCAGCUGUGGAUUAUGGCAAACUGUACUAUAGGAAGUUAGAAAGAGCAAAGAUUAAGGCUUUACAAGAAUCGAAGGGUAACUAUGAUGCACCCAUGAUAAUAUCAAACAGUAUGAGGUCAGAUUUAAUUUGGUGGAUUGUCAACUUGAAAUCCCAGCAUAGGGUUAUUGCUAGACCAAACCCCUCAGAGACUUUACAUACAGACGCAUCCACUUUAGGUUGGGGUGCAAGUUAUAAAAACAAUAAUAUUGGAGGUAGAUGGACGGAUGUAGAGGGUAAAUUGCCUAUUAAUGUAUUAGAAUUAAUGGCCAUUUUGAAUGCACUCAAGUCCCUCAAACGUGAUCUUAAGUCAAAGCAUAUUAAGGUGAUGUCAGAUAACACUACGGCAGUGUCAUACAUUAACAACAUGGGAGGCACAGUUUCUGAAAACUGUAAUAAAGUAGCAUGUGACAUAUGGAUUUGGUGUAUAUCACAUGAUGUCUGGUUAACAUGUACACAUAUAGCUGGCAAAAAUAAUGAGGCAGCAGAUAAGGCUUCCAGAGAAUUCAAGGAUGAUCUUGAAUGGAAAUUAGACAGCAAGAUUUUUCAUAAGAUAUGUAAUUUUUGGGGAAUCCCAGAUAUAGACUGCUUUGCAUCUAGAAUAAAUGCUCAAGUAGAAACAUAUUGUUCAUGGAAGCCUGAUCCAAACUGCUCUUUUGUUGAUGCUUUUACCAUUGACUGGGAAACUUUUAACUCAGUUUAUUUGUUUCCACCUUUUAGCUUACUGGGAAACUGUGUGCAGAAAGUCAGACAGGACAGAGCCAAGGGAAUCAUUGUAGCACCAAUGUGGCCCACACAAGCAUGGUUUCCGAGACUGAUGGAAUUGUUGGUGGAGAAACCAGUCAUAAUACAGAAAAAGAAGAAUCUUUUAAGACUUCCUCACCUGCAGUUGAAACACCCUUUGGAAGGGAAAUUAAGACUGAUUGCUUGCAAAGUGUCAGGAAUAGUUUCAGAGAACGAGGAUUUUCAGAGGACUCUACCAAAAUACUUAUGUUGUCUUGGAAAACAGGGACACAAAAACAAUAUAACACACACAUUAACAGGUGGUUUCAGUACUGUAGUAAAAGGACGAUUACUCCACUUUCGCCAACUUUGGAAGCAGUAAUCGAGUUUUUAACUGAACAAUUUAAUAAAGGUUUGGGUUAUGAGAGUUUGAACACUGCACGUGGAGCUCUCUCAGCUUUAGGAAUAAACUUUGAUGGAUUCAGAAUUGGAAAUCACCCAUUAAUUAUCAGAUACAUGAAGGGUGUGUUUGCAGCCAGACCAUCACAACCCAGAUACACAGAGGUGUGGGAUGUUGAAAGAGUAUUGACAUAUUUGAGGAAACUUUCUCCUGUUAAGCAUAUAACUCUCAAAGAUUUGACAUUAAAGCUAGUGAUGCUCAUGGCUCUGACUCAAGCUGCACGUACACAAACUUUGCAGUUGUUAAGUUUUCAAGGUUAUAAAAAAUUGAGAACUGAGUUUUUGUUCAAGUUAGAUGGUUCUUUAAAACAAAAUAGGCCAGGUUAUAAUGUUGUUUCAGUAUCUUUUAAGGCCUACCCUCCAGACAGGAGGCUUUGUGUGUAUACUGUAUUGAAGGAAUAUUUGUUUCGCACGAAAGUCAUGAGAAAUGACAAGAACUGUGCACGUUUGUUAAUAAGUUACAUGAAACCACAUCAUAAUGUCGCAAGAGACACAGUAGCAAGAUGGAUAAAAACUGUUAUGAGUAGAGCUGGUAUAGACACUUAUACAUUUAGCUCUCACAGUGUUAGAGCUGCAGCUACCUCUAAGGCAAAAGCCUCUGCAGUACCUAUAUCAGUCAUUAUUGACAAAGCUGGUUGGUCUAAGAAAAGUACUUUUGCGAAGUUCUAUGACAAGCGCAUUGUAAGUAAUCAAGACAGAUUCCAGGAUGGAGUUCUGGGUAAAUAAAGAAUCUUUUGAAAUGAAUGAAAUGUUUGUCACAUCAAGCUUUAAAGUCUCAGUUAAGACCAACGAAAUUCUUCUUACGAAAAAGAAUUUAAAAAAUUAAACGAGACUUACCUUGGUUAAGUUGAAGUUUGAUUUCAAUUCUUUGAGUAAAGAAUUGAUGGAGGGCUUAACUGCCACCCUCCCACCCAACUUUGGGUUACAGCUCAUUGCUUGUAUUAUAGAGGAAGAGAGCUGUGGGGAAUUAAUGUAAUUAAUUCCAUGUGGUUAAUGUGACAAAACACUUUGAAAAGUGCCCUGCACGCGCAACCGGAUCUCAGUUAAGCCCUCCCUCAAUUCUUUACUCAAAGAAUUG